AUGAAGGUUGAAGUUGACUCGUUCUCCGGCUCGAAGAUCUACCCGGGCAGAGGUACUCUGUUUGUGAGAGGUGACUCGAAGGUGUUCAGAUUCCAAAACUCCAAGAGCGCCUCCCUUUUCCACCAAAGAAAGAACCCAAGAAGAAUCUCCUGGACUGUUUUGUUCAGAAGACACCACAAGAAGGGUAUCACUGAGGAAGUCACCAAGAAGAGAAGCAGAAAGACUGUCAAGCACCAAAGAGCUGUUGUCGGUGCUUCUCUCGAUUUGAUCAAAGAAAGACGUGCCUUGAAGCCAGAACAAAGAAAGGCCACCAGAGAAGUGGCUGCUCUCAAGGAGAAGCAAAAGAAGCAAGCUAGAAAGGAGAAGAAGAAGGCCGAGAAGGCUGCACAGGUUGCUACUGGUGCCAAGAUCUCUAAACAGCAGGCCAAGGGUGCUUUCCAGAAGGUCCAUGCUACUUCCCGUUAG
This is a messenger RNA of Ogataea haglerorum, 465 nucleotides long. RefSeq lists its product as uncharacterized. Gene Ontology annotation, molecular function: structural constituent of ribosome; mRNA binding. The transcript has a single exon. Bases 1 to 465 code for a protein of 154 amino acids. Gene Ontology annotation, cellular component: cytosolic large ribosomal subunit. NCBI's taxonomy places the organism in Eukaryota, Fungi, Ascomycota, Pichiomycetes, Pichiales, Pichiaceae. Gene Ontology annotation, biological process: cytoplasmic translation. The record is from RefSeq and is a predicted model, not a curated record.